ACAGAACCAAGCAAAGCCAUUGUCCUUUCUCCCCCCCAAAACCUCUGUUGUUUGCUUUUCAACACGUCUGAGGGAGCGCGACCAUGGCCUCUGAUGCGGCCGAGUACCUUUUCUUCGCCUUAGGAUCGAUUGCUACCUUGGUUUGCUGCACCCCCUACAAGCCGAUCAGCGCUAUCAGGCAGACUGGAGAGCCCGGGCGGGAGGAUCCGUUCGUGUACAUGAUCGUUCUGGCCAGCUGCCUCGUGUGGCUGGUCUACUGCGCCGCGACGUCGAACUGCCUCCUCUUCGCCAUCAACGUCGCCGCCAUGAUCUUCCAGUGCUACUACCUCGACGUCUUCAUGCUCGUCUACACCGAGGACUUCGCGCGCUACGUGUUUGGGGUGUUCACGCUCGUCAUCGAGAUGGCCCUCUUCAUCUUCUUCUGCCCACUGACCGUGGCCACCGACGAUGCCAAGAAGAUGGUUUGGGGAGCUGUCGGCGUCUCCUGCAGCGGCUUCAUGUACCUGGUGGCCUCCAUGGAGAUCACAGAGUUGUACAAGGCAGGGAAAGUCAGGGAUGCGUACCGCGCUACCGUGGCCUGGCUCUUCAGCGGCGUCUUCAGGGCCAUCUACGCCCGGAUCCGCGGCGAAGUCAUGCUGGAAAUCUCCAACUGGAUUGGCAUUGGGUUCGCGGUGAUCCAGGUGGUCGAGUACGUUUGGUUGUACUACAAGGGCAACGGGCGCCACGAGGACUAGCGCGGCGCGCGGCGAGCCGGCGACAACGUAUCGGCAUGAUUCAGAAGCUGGCGACGGGCGUCCAAUAUCAGUCCCCUUGGUUAACCUAUCGCGUAUGGAUAAUCUAUCUGUCUGUAGUCCUAAGAGAAACAAAAUUAUGCAUGGACAAGUUGUUUAUCUUCCUUUUAAUUUGCAUGUCAAACAGGCAAGCGGCAUGUACGCACGCACUGCUUGAUCCGGCCGUGUGGGUCAGAACUGAAACCUGAUUGUUGUUUGGCUUUGCUGCACUUUAUGUUUGCUGUCGCCAUAUAUAUCUUAGCCUGUUCAAUUGCUGCAUUGCUUG
Molecule: messenger RNA, 1056 nt
Organism: Brachypodium distachyon (stiff brome)
Lineage: Eukaryota; Viridiplantae; Streptophyta; Magnoliopsida; Poales; Poaceae
Exons: 5
Coding region: 84-734 (216 amino acids)
Biological process (GO): carbohydrate transport
Molecular function (GO): sugar transmembrane transporter activity
Source: RefSeq, a predicted model, not a curated record